CUUAGACUGCCGGUUGUUAGCUUGGCCUGCUCAGUAACGCUACGCAAUAUUCUCAGGGCAUCGACUAAUGGUGUGAAGUGGUGGUGUCAUACCAAAAAUGUCAUGGUGAAAAUAAAUAUUGUCGAAAUUUGUUCCAUGCUACCACCACCAACACCAACACCACCACCACAUCUACACCACAACCAGUUCUACUCAAAAGCCAACAAAACAUCAAUUUUACUAAUGGUCGUUCACUACACUAGGAAGAGAGAAAUUUUGAAAAUUGAGGCGGAACAUCAAAUGGCAGCAGCGGAUACAGAGAAUUAUCUAACCAAUCCGGUAAAUGCCUACAAAUUGAUUAAGAGAUUGCACAAUGAUUGGCAGAAGCACGAGGAGCAUUUUGAAAAGGCUAAGGAUCACUUACCACAAUGGAAGACUAAAAGUAAUUUCCUAGAAUUACCCAAUGACAAAGACUUUGAGGAAUCUGCCUUGGCCUUGGUGCGUCUACAGAAGACCUACAAUCUGGAUGUUAGUCAUGUGGCUUCAGGCAUACUAAAUGGGGUGAAAUAUGGCACUGAUAUGUCUUGGUCCGACUGUUUGCUUUUAGGCCAACAAUUGAUUAAUGUUAAGGCCUAUAAUCAAACCAAAGCCUGGAUUGAAGAGUCCAUGAGACGUUACAAUGUUGAAACUUCAAAAGCUAUUAAUGAUUAUUCAUUGGAUUUUAUGGAAAAACUUGGGGAAAAUCUAAUGAAAACUGGCAAUACUGAAGAAGCCAUGUCGAUUUUUCGUUCUUUGGUGUUAAAGGACCCGAAACGUUUGAGUACUGUUUCGAAACUGUAUGAUAACACCUAUAUAUUGCCUGAACAGUAUGAAGAAGAAAGGGAUUAUCAUAAAACCGAAGAAUUCAAACUCUACGAAAAAGUGUGUCGCGAAGAAAUCACUCGUUCCCCGGCAGAGUUACGCCAUCUACGCUGUCGCCACUAUCGUGGUGUGGACAAUGCCUUCUCUCUAUCGCCAUUCAAAAUCGAAGAAAUCAACGAGGAUCCCUAUGUAAUGCUUGUCCAUGAUAUUAUCAGCUCGCAGCAAGCCGAAAAAAUUAAGGAAUUGGGCUCACCUCGACUUGAGCGAUCUUUGGUGCGUAAUACCGGUGGUGAAGGCUCAUUAUUGCGUAAUUAUCGCAUCUCCAAACAGGCAUGGGUGGAGUACUCAUCUCAUCCGUACACAGAAAAGCUGAUAAGAGAUUUGCAUUAUGCCACAGGACUACAGACGGAAUCUAGUGAGCCAUUGCAAGUUGCCAAUUAUGGUUUGGGUGGUCACUAUGAACCACAUUUGGACCAUUAUACCUCUGUCACGGCUGAGCAAAGCAAUCGCAUGUCUACCUCCAUUUUCUAUCUAUCGGAUGUGGAGCAGGGUGGCGCAACAGCGUUUCCCUAUUUGAAAAUCGCCAUAAGGCCAACCAAAGGCACCGUAUUGUUCUGGUACAAUUUACAUCGUUCACUGGAUGGUGACUACAGGACUAGGCAUGCAGGUUGUCCAGUUCUCAAAGGUUCCAAGUGGAUUGGCAAUGUUUGGACACAUGAUCGCAAGCAAGAUGUUGUACGCCCCUGUCUGUUGUAUCGAGACCAUGAAAGCUCUCAGCCAUAUGAGUUUUCAAAAAAAAAAAAAAAAGUGAAAAUUAAAGCCUUACCCAUAUCAAUAGUGAAAAUGUUCUCAAAUUUAAAUAAAUUAAUUGUCGUCCAUUUCAUUGCUCUGCUGGGCUGUGUGUUGUGCAAUGACAUGGAGGGGCCCAAAGAAUUUUUCACCUCCAUAGCUGGCUUGGAGGAUCUGCUAACAACGGAAAUACAGCUACAAACGGAAAUGCAAAAAUACAUCGAUACUCUGACGCAACACAUCGAACUGUUGCGCAGUGAAAUGACCAUCAUUCAACAUGAACACUGGAAAGCAUCGAAGGAUCUUGAAGGAUACCUCAACAAUCCAAUAAAUGCAUACCGUCUCAUCAAACGCCUCUUCAGCGACUGGCCCACCUUUGAAGAGUCUGUGAUGUCGGAUAGCUCACGGUCAGAUUUUCUCAGCAACAUGGAGGCCUUUAAGCAAAACUUAAGUUUUCCCACCCAAGAUGAUAUGGUUGGUUCGACACGGGCCUUGAUGCGCUUGCAGCAGACCUACAAUCUGGACGUGGCUCAAGUGGCCAGUGGCAUAUUGAAUGGCAUGAAAUAUGGAUCUCCCAUGACAUGGCAAGAUUGCUUUAUUAUAGGCGAAUAUAUGUAUGCCAUGUCCUAUUAUAAUCACACGAUAGCCUGGUUCAAACAAACCACAAAAUUAAUACAGGCCGAUGAACAACUUCUGCAAGAUGCUUCCGUAUUGGAUUUUAUGGAAACUUUAAUUGAAUAUUAUCGUUCAAUGGGGGAUUAUGAUUCAGCCCUGGAUUUAUCGGCUUAUAUAAUAGCUCGAGAUCCGGAACGUAAGGCCCUGUUGGAAAAGAAAGCUGAAUUGGAAAAGGAAAAUAUCGAGCAUGCAAAUGAUGAGAAAGAGUUCAAGGAAGUUAAGAUUGAUUAUCCAUAUUAUAAAACCAAUGAAUAUCGUCUCUACGAAAGGGUGUGUCGUGGUGAACAUGAAAAUACAUAUUCACCCCAACAAAAAUAUCUCUUUUGCCAAUAUCAGACAAAUGGUCAUCCCUAUCUGUUGCUACAACCACAAAAACUAGAACAAUUAUCCUUGGACCCGUAUGUCAUUUAUGUUCAUGAUGUCCUUACCGAUAUACAAAUGGAGGCAAUUAAGGAUAUUGCAAAGCCACGCAUGACCAGAUCUCAAGUUUUUAAAGAUACCGAAAAGGAAGUACAUGAAGAUACUGACUUUCGCAUAAGUAAAACGGCAUGGUUGGAUUAUGAUGAGCAUGGAUAUUUGCAAUCGAUGCGCUUGCGGGUAGGCUACAUCACGGGUAUGCAAAUGAGGGAUGUGGAACUUAUGCAGAUAGUCAAUUAUGGCCUGGGUGGGCAUUACGGACCGCAUUUUGAUUUCUUUACGGAGCCUGGUUGGUAUUUAUCAGAAGAAGGCAAUCGCAUUGCUACUUCCAUGUUUUAUCUCUCUGAUGUCGAUGUUGGUGGCGGCACUGCCUUUACAUAUCUUAAGAUUUUAGUUCGCCCUCGUAAAGGUUCUUUGCUUUUCUGGCAUAAUUUGCAUAGCUCGGGGGAUUUGGACUUUCGUGUAAAUCAUGGAGCAUGUCCCGUACUGAAAGGUUCUAAGUGGAUUGCAAAUAUAUGGAUAAGAGAACGCGAUCAAUUUCGGGCAAAACCCUGCCAUGUGACGGACAAUCAUGAAGAGUCGUUAAAGUUCAAAAAUUUUGGUUAAUAUAUAAUGAAAGCCGAAUUGAAAAUUUUGAAAAACUGUGUUUUAGUGUGAAAAACAAUGGUAAAUCUGACUAUGUAAUACCAAAAGACAGUAUUGCCAUCGCUUAAAUGAGUGACUGGUAACAACAGUCUCUUUAAAAUGCUAUUAAA
This is a messenger RNA of Stomoxys calcitrans (stable fly), 3476 nucleotides long. RefSeq lists its product as uncharacterized. Gene Ontology annotation, molecular function: protein binding; L-ascorbic acid binding; procollagen-proline 4-dioxygenase activity. The coding region runs from base 103 to 3327 and encodes 1074 amino acids. The transcript is spliced from 18 exons. NCBI's taxonomy places the organism in Eukaryota, Metazoa, Arthropoda, Insecta, Diptera, Muscidae. Gene Ontology annotation, cellular component: endoplasmic reticulum. Gene Ontology annotation, biological process: peptidyl-proline hydroxylation to 4-hydroxy-L-proline. The record is from RefSeq and is a predicted model, not a curated record.